AUGCAACAACAUAAGAAAAAACACAAACUACGCGAACAGGAAAAGAUAGAUCCGUUGAAACAAGAAGAAACAGCGCAAAAAAUCGCGACGGUGGAAGCCAAAAGACAGCAAGUCAUAAAGGACGUGGAAUUUUCUUUAAAGCGAAGACGAUUUGAUAGGAUUGCGAUAGAAAAUGCGCGUUCCAACAUAGAAGCAAGCAUUCGGCAAAAAGAAAUUAGAGAUAUGAAAAAAUUACGCGGAGAAAAAACAAUGUUGCAGAUUCGUAAAGAUCUCAGUGCUGUCAUCGAAGCGAGUAUAAAAUGCAUUUAUCCGUCAGCAAUUAUACCUAAGAAGAUUAAGUAUGAUGGUCGUGCGACGCUAACAAUUAACAAUGUCAAGUACAAAAUAAAAAAUAAUUUACAUAUUGUUGGCUGGGGCAAGGAAGUUGUUACAAUGAGCUCAGCGUUUGAAAAAGUGGUUGGUAAACAACUGAAAAGAGGAUUUAUAGUAGUACCUCGCAAAUCGAUCUCUAUGAUGUGGAACUUUCCGGAAGCGUUUCCAAAGUUGGACAGUCGUAUAACUUUCGUUGAAGUCGGGAUGGAUGGACAACCAGACCAGAAAACAGUCGAAAUGACGCAGAAAAUCGCGAAGUACUGUAAGCGACUGAAAAAACGUGACUUAUUGAUAGUUAUGUUGUCGCGAGGUCUAGACGAUCUUCUGUGCUGCCCGCAAAAUACAAUUACAUUGAAAGAUAAGUUAAGAGUUCUCAACAGGUUAAAAACUGCUAAUGCGACUCUCGAAGAGAUCAAUAUCGUGAGAAAUAAACUUUCUGCGAUAAGAGGCGGUGAUCUGGCACGUUUGGCUUAUCCGGCUAAAAUCAUCACCCUCUUCACAUCUGACGUGUCAGCAGAACCAUCGGAACAAUUGGGAGGUGGUCCGUGCGUUUACGAUCCAAAGGAUCAAAGAGCCUUAGCUAUUUUAAUGAAGUAUAAACUUAUCGACAAAGUAUCGCAGAACGUUCGCGAACUGUUAGGGGAAGCCGACCCCCGGAAGACGAGGGCGGAUACCCAAUUGGACGAGAAGAAGAGGUAUAAGUUCGUGCAGCAAUAUGUGAUCGCGUGUAACGCCGAUGCUAUAGAGUGCAUGGCGACGGAAGCCCUUAAACUGGGGCUGUCCCCUUUGAAAUUAAACUCCACCUGUGGCGGGACCGUCGAGGAAUUCGCGCAGGAGUACGUGAAGAUCGCGUCGCUAAUGAUCCUGGCGGUUGAGAACAAAAUUACCAAGUUAGAAAUGUACGAGCAAAUGAAGGAAAGUCCGAUAUGUCCUCUGACCGAUCAGAAGGUGUGGGAGAUGUUUCCUACGAAGGACAAAUGGGGUCUGGGGCUAUGCCUUUUGCUGGGAGGUCAACCGACCGUUAAUCUUGGCGAGAAUUCCGGCAAAGGUGGCCCCAAUCAAGAACUCGCCCUCUACUUUUCCUUAUAUUGGUACAUGCGUACAAAGCAAUAUCCAAUUUUGCGAAACUACACCGUCUGGUUCCUCGGCGGUAGCUCUGACGGAAGAGACGGCAAUACCAGCGCAGCUGGCGCAUUCGGAUACAAGAGCCUCGCUACUGACGUUCACCCGGAAUACGAAAAAGCGAAGAGUAUGUAUAAGACUGCCUUUCUAAAAUGGCGGAAGCUCGCCGAAGAUAAACAGAGCGAGUCGGAGAUCGUGAAGGCUCGCCAAGCGAUGAAAGACGCAGAGGAAAUGAAGGAGAGGUAUGCCGCUAUUCUGCCGGAACGAGUUUUAAGGGAAAACAACACAAAUUUGUUUUUCUCGAAUAUCAACAGCGGCGACGAGUUACUACAACUAAAGAGAGAAAAUUAUUACACACUCGCGGAUGUCGGAGAUCUUCACGUUAUACGUAUCGCCCGUUUCCAAUGCAACUGCAGCGGUACCUGUCACGUAGACGAAGAUAGGAUGUACGCCGAUAGAGACUACCCUGUCAAUCGUAUGUUAUCGGGGACGGUAGUCCCAGUGUUACAAUAUUGUUGUCGGGUCGCAGCACCGAAGAGCCUUUGAUUAUU
Messenger RNA from Formica exsecta, 2045 nucleotides. RefSeq names its product glycerate kinase-like. The transcript is spliced from 4 exons. The record is from RefSeq and is a predicted model, not a curated record. Gene Ontology annotation, biological process: protein phosphorylation. Gene Ontology annotation, molecular function: glycerate kinase activity. Lineage: Eukaryota; Metazoa; Arthropoda; Insecta; Hymenoptera; Formicidae. The coding region runs from base 1 to 2040 and encodes 679 amino acids. Gene Ontology annotation, cellular component: cytoplasm.